Pseudocercospora fijiensis CIRAD86 is the source of this 3822-nucleotide messenger RNA. RefSeq lists its product as uncharacterized. The record is from RefSeq and is a predicted model, not a curated record. Bases 1 to 3822 code for a protein of 1273 amino acids. NCBI's taxonomy places the organism in Eukaryota, Fungi, Ascomycota, Dothideomycetes, Mycosphaerellales, Mycosphaerellaceae. The transcript is spliced from 49 exons.
AUGCUGGCUCUCGAAGCGGAUAAAUCGGACUGGAGGCCUGAAAACACUCACCGCUUGGCGGCUGAUGACAAGGCAAUCUCGUCACUGCCUCAAAUAUUCGAAGACAACGGAAGGCAAUCCACUGCCACAAGAGUGGUGUGUGAAAUGAGUGAAGAAGGGGCGAAAAGUUGUCAGCUUCGGAAGUUUGAAGUUGACGGAGGGACUUCAUGGAUGAUGUUCCAAGAUGAGAGCCAACAGGAUACCUUUCUCGUCUGCGCUCUCACAAAAUCCACUCAGGAUUGGAAAACUGGUAUUUCUGUGCGGAUUGUCAAUGGUGCACAUGGCCAGCGCUUUUGCAUCGAGUCGAGAAGGGGCAAAAAGAUAUCAGCUUUCGAGAUUCGAACUUGGCAGCCGAUUUCUGCAACUUCAGCGGCAAAAGGGAAUACAAAAAGCGUUCCAACAAACGUACAGACACACUCUCCCAGCCUCCUAUUCUCCCCCCUCCUACCCUCCCAUCCCCAAUUCAAAAGAAACCCAAAAAGAAUCGAACCAGGGCCUCCGCCAGCGAAGCAAAAACCUAGCGGCCAGCUAGGGAAAACUAGCAAGCUGAUUAUGUUCAACGCAACGGCCAAUCCAGAAUUGCUUUGCGACAGCACCAGUUGGAUUUCUGAAGCGACAGAGCGCUCGCUUUUAUUGGUUGGAAGGGUUGGGGGGUGGAGUGGGAAUCGAUGUGAUCGGACGAUUCUGGAGGAAUUUAUGUUUGCUUUUGCAGCGAUUGUGAUCUUUGAACAUCAUACCUUGCCGCUAUCAAGUACAACAAGCACCGAGCUUCAUCAAGAAGACGCACACUCUCUCUCUGCAUGCGAGGCGUGGGUCUUCAAAACCAUUCGUCUACAUUGCUGCGAGAAAGAGACCUCGCGGGCAAGGAGUUGGCGCAACAAUGACUCUACCCAAUCCUCGCCAGCCUCGCCUCGAAAACGUCUUCGAUGGGAGUGGCACGGGAAUGAGCAAUACCAUCAUCCAACCCCAAAUCACAUCCUCCUAAUCCAAGCACCAAGAUCACCAUCACCACCUCCCACCAUAGCAUCCCCUGCAAAGUCUCAUCCUCCAGCUCCGUCCAUCUCUCAACCUCUCCUCCUCCAACCCAACUACAAAUCAUUCCCACCUUCCCCCAAUGCGUCUCCCUCAAUCCCUAAUCCCCAAUCUUACUCCCUAAUGCCAUCUCCAUCUAGCAAUUUCUCCUUCUCCCCGCCAUCAAAUCUCAUCUGCCUCGCCUCCCUCGCAUUCUUGACGAUUAACCAAACCGAAGAGAAUCAUGCAAAACAGCAUGAUAUUCAGCCAUUGAGGAUUACAAGCGAGGGAGCUGUUGGGGAUGGAGGAGCAGUAAGCUGUUUGGUUGCGAGGUUGUGGGGAUGGGGAGGAGCGCGUGCAUGGGGAGAGGAUGGAUGGUAUGGAGUGGUGGUGAACGGGAAGAUUUGCGAGCAUUAUGCACGAUCAGAGGAGGCUGGGGGGAUGACGAGAAUGAUGUUUGAAGGGUGUGAAGGAACGAUGUGCUCGUUCGUCACGCUUGAGAGCUGGUAUGGUGAAUGCUACUUAGGCUACUCCUCAUUCGAAACUGCAUCUCCGGCCGAGCGCGGUAGACUGGACCGCUCCGUCAUGCAAUCCACAUUGACCUCCAAGUCCGCUGCACCUCCCGCUCUGCCAGAUGUUCUACAUUGCGCCAACAGUCAGCGUCAAUCUUCGCCACAGCGAUGCGUUGUAAUGGUUACCAAAUCGCGUAGCAGUGUCAGUCAUCUUGGAAUGCAGGGUUUACUUACUUUCUGUCAUUCGUCUUCGCGACUGACGAACUAUACGAGGCCGUCAGCAUUCUUGUCAUGGAAAUCUCGUGUUCAUGAAGAAGAGAAAUUGUCGAACAAGCUUUCAGGCGUUGUAAUGGUUACCAAAUCGCGUAGCAGUGUCAGUCAUCUGAAGAAGGGAUAUGAUAUGAUGCAGGGGUUGACUUACUUAUCUUCAAGAUUGAGUGCAGUAGACGGAUAUGGCCGAGACGUCGAGGGCAAAGGUAAACGACGCAUCAGCAUUAUCGUCAUAAAAAGACUCCUUUCAGGCGAAGUAAAAGUGACCAGUAUGCGAUGCGGUUUCAGUCAUACUUACCUUGUUGCGGGACUGAUUUACCUUAGUGAUGGACUGAUGGAGGUGGAUGACGGGGAGGAUGAAUGUACUCACUUUGCUGACGAGAUGUUGCUCUUCAAGGCGCGAGAUACGCACCAAAUCAGCUCUCUGCCUCGCCAGAAAGCCGUUCAGGCGAGGGUUUCGACACCGUUUUGCGUUGCGAUAUCAAGAGAAGGAUGGAGAUGGAUAGAUACGUUUCAGGAGAUCGAAGUCGAAAGUCGCGGACAAAACACCACGAAGGCUCAGAAGAAGGUGCCUCAUGAAAGUGUCAGCGGUCUGUCCCAUCAUCAUGAUCUGAGCAAUACUACAGGCCCGUCUUGCGACUCGGUCUCGGUCAUUGCCUUCUCCCCCUACCUCAUUGCUCUGAUGGAAUGGCGGAUGGCUAGGUAUGAGAGUGCGGUGCCUUGUAUCGAAGGCCCAUCUGCGAAGGGAAGUCAGCAGUCUGUCUCUGUCAGGCGAACAAUACUACAGGCCCGCAUUGCGGCUGUUAUCGCCCGUUGGUACUUGAUGCUUCCUCAAACAGGCUCGCUCAUGGCCUUCAACCCACAAACCUUUCUGCUGCAAGGGGUGGUCAGACUUACCGGCGAUGCGUGGGGACCUGUGGCGAGUCGUCAGCAGUCUUGUGUCACCAUCUCAUCGGUGUAUUCUGUGGGGAAGAAGGUAUAUCCACGACCAGUGCGCAUUGCGGGCUCAGUCAUUGCGGCCCCAAACUCUGCUGUACUGACACAUCAGCAGGUGAUACUUACAGUCUUGUAUGAUGACGAAAAGGGUGCUGGUACACGCGUAACGGCUGGUGGUGCAGGUGGCUGGUCUGGAAGAAGCAAGUCAGCGAUGCGUUUCAGAUGUCGCGGCAUGCUUAAUGCGGUGCUUGAAUGCUCCCAUGGGAGCUGCCAUUCACCGCUGCCUUGUGCUGCCGUUCUGAGGAGGGAGCAGGAAGAAGUUCACAUACCUUCGCUCGCUGUUAUGCGCGAGAAACAGCGCGCGUCAGCGCGUCUUGGAAGUCUUGCUGGUGCUGGUGCUGGUGCUGGUGCUGGUGCUGGUGCUGGUGCUGGUGCUGGUGCUGAUGCUGAUGCUGAUGCUGGUGCUGGUGCUGGUGGUGAUGGUGGCAUUGGUGGCCCCCUUUCGGUAGGCCACCAAGAGGCCGGCGCCGGCGGUGCGCGUGGAGCAACCUACAUUCCGGCGUUGGUGGCGGUGGCGUUGGCGGUGGUGCUGGUGCUGGUCACCGCCGCCGCCGCCGCCGCUCACUCGAAGAGCCUCAUGACGAGCGCGAAGAGUAGGCGAGCAGCAGCUGAGCGAGGUGGCGAGCGUGCUUGUGGACGAGGUAGGACGGAAGAAGCGAUGGAGAGGACGAGGGAUGUGCAGGGAGGUGUUGGAGAGUGUGGGCUGUGCGAAGUAAACAUUCAUACUGCCAAGCCUUUUGGCGCGAGCGUUGGCUCUUGCCCGAACUUUGAACAUCGGGGGCACUUUGAGCAAGGUAGUCUUACUACAUCAGUCUAUCAGGAAUUGACGAUCUCGGGCAUAGAAUGCAGGACACGAUAUGGAUUGCACGUUCGUCGGUUUACUGCAUCCCGAGAGCCAUUUUUUGGCAACGGGGGCAUAUCUUCGUACCCUUCCUCUAGCCAUCCAAUUUCAAUCGGCAUCAAUGAGUCGCAAGCCAGGCCAAAUGGGCUCUAG